UUCCUUUUUAAGUAACCCCAUAGGCAUUUUGACCCUUUUUAUGAUAUUCCUAAACGCAUACUUCCUCUGAGCCGUCUAUGGAAGAUGGACGGUACGGAUCCAGUCUUGAAAGCGGUGUUUUCAUUUGAGCUUAAAUCAUGUCUUUUAAGCAGCUGAUAUCACAGUGAAAAGAAAGUAUGAUUUGAGUGAUUUGGGGCACAUCUGGUUUGAACUUUUCAGGUUGUACCUUAUUCAACAACCUGCCAUUCGAAAUCUUGUUUCUAUAGCAUAACAUUGUGUUUAGGAAGGAAGGGAAUUUUAAAAUUUAUUUGUUUUUGAAUCAAUCCCUUGUGUUUGGAAAGGAAAGGAUGAGCUUGGGUCUUUUGGAUCCAUCCCUUUAUGCACUCAAUUCAAACAACAAUGACUACAAAACGGCGCUUAAUGCUAUGAAAUAAACCAUGCCACCUCUAAUUGGACAGUUGUUACUUUCUGCGUCCAAUUCAUAUGACUUUGAGGCUCAUGUUACAGUGAUUUGGGUAAAGAAGAUGGCUGCUAUCUAUAGUCUCUUCAUCAUAAACAAAUCUGGCGGACUUAUAUUUUAUAAGGAUUAUGGAUCAGCAGGGCGCAUGGACACAAAUGAUAGCUUGCGUUUAGCGAGCUUAUGGCACUCUAUGCAUGCGAUUUCACAACAGUUAUCUCCUACUAUUGGUUGUACAGGAAUUGAACUACUUGAGGCGGAUACAUUUGACCUCCAUUGCUUUCAGUCACUUACAGGGACCAAGUUCUUUGUAGUCUGUGAGCCUGGUAUACAGCACAUGGAAGCUCUCCUCAAACACAUCUAUGAGCUUUACACUGAUUAUGUUCUUAAAAACCCAUUUUACGAAAUGGAGAUGCCGAUUCGUUGUGAGCUUUUUGAGCUGAAUCUCUCUCAGGCAAUUCGAAAAGAUAGGAUCGGAUUGGUGGGUCGUUGAAAAUGGAGGACCAAAAUAGAUCAAAGUGGUGCAUGCCUCAUGAAGAGUAAGAGGCUAAGAGCUUACAUUCUCAGUUAUUUUCUUUGAUUGAAGCCAGUUUGCCUUCAUGAUAGUUUUAACUCCAGGCUGCAUACCAGAGCAGAUCAAUUUUUUUUAGUAAGAAAUUGCUAUUAUUCCUUGUUGUAAAGCUACUGCAAAUCAGUUUUACAAACUUUUCAAUGCUAUGUGGUAGGUUGGUGGGUGGGGUGGGUGUGUGUGGGUGGGUGGUCAAGUUGACAGGGAGAUUAACUGUUCGUCUUGCAACCUGUUAAUCUGUGCCAUCCAUCAUGAAUAAUGGAUGGUUGAUGUCCCAUGGUCUACGAUAUAGCAUACACUGCUAUAAUAUAAAUGAGUGUUCCAGAUGCUGAUUGCUUUU
Amborella trichopoda is the source of this 1365-nucleotide messenger RNA. RefSeq names its product SNARE-like superfamily protein. Gene Ontology annotation, biological process: endoplasmic reticulum to Golgi vesicle-mediated transport. Gene Ontology annotation, cellular component: TRAPP complex. Lineage: Eukaryota; Viridiplantae; Streptophyta; Magnoliopsida; Amborellales; Amborellaceae. The record is from RefSeq and is a predicted model, not a curated record.